AUGCGAAGGCGAGUUGUUGACACCUCUAUUCCCCAGCUUCUGGUGACGUUGAGGGGCCAGAACGAACGCAAGCUGAUUGGGCGGUCCGGGUCAACCUUUGCGCCGUUCGGGCGCGAUUUGGUGUUUCUGCAGGCCUCGACUUUCCCAACCACGACAAACUCCCUUCGAGAGAAACCCUCCUCCCUCGGCUUUGAGUCUUCUCUAAGCCUCUGUGCCGAGCAUUGUACCUCGAACUUCAACUAUUUCCCUUCCUCUUCGUCUACGCGAUCAAUGGCGACAUCUCUUCCUUCGACUCCUAAAGCGACGCCUGCGGCUGCCCCCUCCGCGGGGUCUGACACUCCUGGCAAAUGGCGACACCCUCAAUUGAGCGAAGUUGUCCGACGUCAGAAUGCGGCCACCUUUGGUGACAAAGACCUGCGCAAGGCUGUGUGGAACGCGUCCGCUUUAGUACUAUCCUGGUUCUUCGGGAGCACCUUAAAGGCCUACUCCCGGAAACUACUGGGGAGCACACCCCUGUACUCCGAGUUCUCAUUACUGCUCCUACAACUUUUCUUCUUGUCCAACAUCUUCGUGGCGUUCUAUCCCCUGCUGCGACGAAAGGACGAUCUCGCCGAUAUCCCUCUCACUCCUACGCAGCGGGCGCUCUUGGGAUUAGACCCCAACACGACACCGCCUCUUACACCGUCCAGCUCCUAUGUUACUCCACCGCGAUAUCGCGCGUCGACUUCACGCAAAGCCAGCCCCGCGAGUCGCUCAAGUUCUCCCCUGAACUCGACCCCUUCCUUUUCCGAUCGUCGCGUCUCUUCAGGGCCUACGUUUUCCCCCUUGACUAGUCCUUUACUCCAUAAAGCAGUAGCAAAUGGUGGAGGCAGAGAACCAGGAAGAGAGAGUGGCCGUCGACAGAGCAUUGGAUCGACCUCUCCUCUGGCCCGCAGCAACUCGUUUGGCGAGUCUAGCAUUGGGCCUAGCACUCCUUCUCCGCUGAGCGGCAAAGGCAAGCGAACAAGCUUGGGAUUGAGUAACAAGUGGCUUUACGAGCGAUCCCGACGGCUUUCCACUAGUAACGGAGCGCUCUAG
Messenger RNA from Penicillium chermesinum, 1077 nucleotides. RefSeq lists its product as uncharacterized. The transcript has 3 exons. Gene Ontology annotation, biological process: protein import into nucleus; spindle pole body duplication. The coding region runs from base 1 to 1077 and encodes 358 amino acids. The record is from RefSeq and is a predicted model, not a curated record. Lineage: Eukaryota; Fungi; Ascomycota; Eurotiomycetes; Eurotiales; Aspergillaceae. Gene Ontology annotation, cellular component: nuclear pore transmembrane ring; nuclear outer membrane.